GUAAGACAGUAUCUGUCAGAUUUCCGUGGAAGGAAGGUCAGCUAACGGAAGCUCUUCAUUUGUUCACAAGGGUUCCGUGAUUGCUUAGCCUCUUACAAGAAAUCAUACCAUAGCAUAAUUCUUAGGUCCAGUGGUGUUAUGUUGCAAUGGCUACUCUGUGCUUCUCUCAGCCUGCGGUUCACAAUUUUAGUCAGGUUCCCAUGUAUGGCACGAGCGCCACAGAGGAUCUGCAGAGGUACAACUUCAGCUCCGAAAACACACACUGUUACCCCCUGAGCAACAAUGCAUCGGUUAGCUCCCUGUACAACGUCCCAUUUUCAAAUGCAUCCAACACUGUCAACACCUACCCAGCAGAUUUGUCACAUUCACAGUUUCCAGCCAACUACACCAGUGUCUCCUCUUGUUUGCAUCACCACGCUCUUGGCGGAUUCCCUGCGGGCGCGAUGACGGAAGCCAACUCGCUGGUGAGCCCUGUUGACUCCAGCUGGAUGCGAACUAAUGCAGCCAAUACCGGGUCCUUAGUUUACAGCACACGCUAUGAAAAUUAUUCAUACCUGACUCAAUACUCUCCUCGUUAUCCGGUGGCGCCUUCUGCAACAGGCCUAGGACCCAGAGGCUUCCAUUCGGGGUUCUCUAAUAUAAACCAAAACGUCGCCUCCUGCUCUAACCAGCAAGUUGAUCAAGUAGCCGUCGACUUUAUCAAUAAAGACAGUAAUAUCAAAGUACGAAAAUCUCAGCGUUGCCAAUGUCCCGCAUGCGUUUGCGAAUCAUCCUCCGCCUCAAGCAGCAAGAGAAGGAGACACAUCUGCCACAUUCCCGGGUGCAACAAACUUUACUGGAAAACGUCCCACCUGAAGGCCCACCUGAGAUGGCACGCUGGAGUUCGACCCUACGUCUGCACCUGGGCCUACUGCUCGAAGGCCUUCACGAGGACAGACGAACUGCAGAGGCACCUGAAGAUUCACACCGGCGAAAAGAAUUUCGUCUGUCCGCACUGCAGCAAGAGAUUCACACGCUCCGAUCACCUCGGGAAACACGUCAAAAUACACGAGCGUCAACAUUCUCCCUCAGGGUCGUGCUCGACGUCCAGUGACAGAGACGCCGACUCUGAUGCAGGCGACAUUAUGAACCAGUGCCAGGUUCCAGAUGGUCAGCUCGUGCCAUCUAAUAGUUUCGUUGCUUUAUUAUGAGGUCAAUCUACUCAGGCAGCCUGAGAAUGUACAGAGCAUAUGUAGCUACAAGCAUCAGUGAGACAAAUCAGUAAUUUUAUUUUUAAUUCUUCUAUUAAGC
This is a messenger RNA of Macrobrachium nipponense, 1290 nucleotides long. RefSeq names its product transcription factor Sp9-like. Gene Ontology annotation, molecular function: RNA polymerase II cis-regulatory region sequence-specific DNA binding; DNA-binding transcription factor activity, RNA polymerase II-specific. Gene Ontology annotation, biological process: regulation of transcription by RNA polymerase II. The record is from RefSeq and is a predicted model, not a curated record. The transcript has 2 exons. NCBI's taxonomy places the organism in Eukaryota, Metazoa, Arthropoda, Malacostraca, Decapoda, Palaemonidae. Bases 147 to 1190 code for a protein of 347 amino acids.